Molecule: messenger RNA, 3202 nt
Organism: Somion occarium
Lineage: Eukaryota; Fungi; Basidiomycota; Agaricomycetes; Polyporales; Cerrenaceae
Source: the annotation of a GenBank genome assembly
GAUUUAAUUUUGUGUCAGUGUCGUCAAGAACGAGCACGACGACGACGGGCACGGUUUGUUUAGUACAUGUACGACGGCGAGUGCGCGUGAUGUUGGCUGAGAGGCCCCGUUGCGGUCUAUAUUCACAGGAUUCUUGGCUGGACAUGUUCUGGAAACACGGUUCACGAUCAGUGGCAUGAUGCUGGGUGAUUGACAUGAGAGAGGCGAGUAAGGGCGGUGAGUUCAAUAUACCCUCAAAUAAGCAUUCAUUAGCCUCUUUGUCAACCUUCGAUGGCGGAGUCUAUCAGACCGCAACUCUCCAUUUGUCCCCUCGCAACAAUUCAGUUCUCUCGUACGCUCUCCCAAACCUUCUCACUUGCAUCUCCUCCUUACACCGACAAGCCAUCUUGCUCAUUGCUUCCCCCGACCCCCAAAUGCCCGCCUCCUGGUGACGGCGAUUCCCUUUUCUCCAUCAUAUCUUCAUGUCACCUACGAGUUCACCGAUUGUUCCUAGUCGAACUCGGCGUUCAUCUCACGUUCCCUCUGUCAUCGUUACAAAGCCUGCAGUAUUAUUGGACUCCUCACCGUUAGUCACUCUUUUUCCCGACAGACCCCAACCUGUGGUGACACCAGCGCCAUCAAUUUGUAGUACACCCAAUGUUGUGAUCAUUAAACUUGCAACAACCAUCGAAAUUCCGGACUACAAUCGUUUCUACAGUUCUGCGAUCAAUUCUUUCCGACCGACCUACAGCGCUCUACCUGACGGGUCGCUUGUGACCCCUCCACUCAUUUCUGACAUCAGGACAGCAAACUCCUGGCUACUCGUCUAUGCGACAAUCGGCACCUUUUGUCUGCUCAAUACGAUUACCUCAUUUCGUUAUGUCCGCAAGGGACAAGUCAAGAACAAGUUUCUGUUUUAUCUGCUUCUUUGCAGCCAGAUAUUGGGUCUAGCCGCCAUUAUUCCAAUGAUCAUUCCAUACUUUAGCCAGUCCGUUAGCUGUACUGCUGUUGGACUCGUAUUCAGAGUUGCAAUUUCCCUCUCGUAUAGUCUCCUGAUGACUGGAAUACUGGGUAUCAAAGCAUAUCGUUGCCUAAAUAGUUCGCGAAUAGUUCUUACGGUUCUUAUAACUCUCCGGAUGGCCAUGUUGGCACUCCUUGGUGUUGAUGCGUCGAGCUACCGUGGCCUACGACGGUUGUCAGGUAGUUGCCAACCAUCGGAACAGUCCAAAAUCCUACCUAUCAUAAUUAUUUUGCAAUCUGCUGAAGCGCUCUUCAUCUGCGGUUGCUUUUUGGUGGCUGUGUGGUUAGCUUCUCGGAGUCCUCUCAAUCAUGGUAGAUUGUCAAUCCAGGUUUCUACUACGGGAAACUCUCUUUCACCCAGUCAGCAGAAAACGCGUCGAGGAUGGUGGGACUACGUGCCUGACGGCAAUCCAAGUGGUGUCCUCCGAGCGGGCUCACCAACUUAUAGUCAGGAAGCCUUACGGAGACCGUCGUUGUUCACCACGUUCGGAGGGAAGCUCUGGAGCCUAUGUCCUCUUUCUGAUACAACAUCGGCGACCGUGGUCCAAGAAAAAGCAUCCCCGUCAGAAGAUCACUAUGCAAAUAGAUCACGACCUACUCGCACCUCAUCUGUUGUCUUUGCGGACGUCACGUCAGCACCCGACCGAUCCCCAACAGCGCGUGUGGCGGAUCUAACCAGAAUCCGUGCUACGACACCUGUCCCGCGGCCCCCGUCUGCUAUCAGUCGGAUCAGCAAGUAUAUGCCACGAAUGAAGCUCUUCAGACGCGUUCUCAGGGACGAGCUCCUAUAUACUGCUUUCACUACGGCGAUUUUUCUCGUUACGGGAAUUGUUAUGCUCGUCGGCGUCACAUGCAACUUCCUUCUCGGACCUUUAGGCUGGCUCAUCUUCAAUUGGGUAAUUGUAUCCGCGUUCACGAUGAAUAGUUUCAGCCGUGUUGUACGCCGACAUGAGAGAGAAGCGGUGCUACAACAUCCAUCUGCAUGGGAUCCAAUGUAUCGAGCGGAAUUGGAAGCCUCAAGAGUCUUCCAACAGGGACUGUCACGGCGCACAUUCUCAUCCGUCAGCGUCAUCUCCCGGAGACCGCGACGAAGAGACUGGUCGUCUUCUUCGGGCCCGUACCAAGACCUUCACAAUCAUUCCAGCUUAUACAGUCCAGCUGUAACAGAGCGCCCAAGUUCCGGCCCCUCGCAUGCAGGAUCUCGACCCUGGCAGACUGCCAGUCAGUUCUCAAGAACGUCCGUGUCGAUGUCAUGCAUGUCACCAUCGCCCAGUGUCGAGCAUAUUCCUGUGCCAAGUCAUUGGAAUGACACUGUGAUUCUUCCUUCUCCAGGGAUGGCAGAGUUUUCCGUCCCGCCCUCUGCGGAAUGCUUAGACGUGCCUUCAGACACAGAACGUAUCACCCGACAUCCUCAAACCCCUACGAGUUCUACAUUAACCAGCUUGCAUUAUACCAACAAAUUGCGACCUUCAUUUGACUCCCGGAAAUCACCAGGUGGUGUUGACUGAAGGCAGGACUUAGUUUAUUGAUUGCAUCUUACGUCUUCUUACUUUCAUCGCGUGAGCUAGGCAUGUAUUAUAAUACCAGUUCCGUUCUAGGAUCUUCCCAUGCAUGGCAUUUACCUGUUCGAGAAGGACAAUACGUAUGACAAGGAAAUCGACACGCAGGGAAGAAAGAACCGGAUAGGGAGUACCAGUGGAAAUGGUUGUAGGACUUUUGGAAAAUGGGUAGAUAGAGGUUGGAAGAUGGGGUGAAAAGGAAAGGAUGACGCAUGAAUAUACCCGCGGCAUUUCCAAGCCAGUCACUGAGCCACAGACAGGUCGGAAAGCAGAUGUGUAGACUUGCACUCGCCAGGAGAUUAAGUUAUCCAUCACAAGGUAUCAUCUAUGACGCCUGGGUCUUGAUGAACAGAGAGGCUGGGUAGGAUGGAGUGCCACUGCGAAGGUCAGUUGAUCGGGUGAAGAGCAAAAUGGUGGUCCAAAACCAAGGAGACCAAGCGCAGCAGACAUAGUAUCGCAUGCGUCCGAUCGUGAUCGACGCUUAAUACACCUACACAACUUUCUCACGGCGUCUCAUAGCUCUCUGAUCUCACCCAUGAGUGCAAAUGUAGAAGAAGACCGUGUAGUGUCUGUUCUUCCUGUAUACUAUUCAAAUACGCUUUCUCCGAACGUACACCUCCACCAAUAUCCUCUUCUCACUCGCC